Condylostylus longicornis is the source of this 1215-nucleotide messenger RNA. It is a transcript of the gene TBC1d7, whose product is annotated as TBC1 domain family member 7. Gene Ontology annotation, molecular function: GTPase activator activity. Bases 103 to 969 code for a protein of 288 amino acids. The record is from RefSeq and is a predicted model, not a curated record. Gene Ontology annotation, biological process: negative regulation of TOR signaling; activation of GTPase activity. The transcript is spliced from 7 exons. Lineage: Eukaryota; Metazoa; Arthropoda; Insecta; Diptera; Dolichopodidae.
GAAAACAAAAUUUUGACGUUAAAGAAUUUGCGGAUAAUCAAAUAGAUAUAAAUGUAUAUUGUAUAUUGUAACAAAACCUGAAAGAAUUUUACUAUUUUUGUAAUGACGGAUGAGAGAAAUUUUCGUUCGACCUACUAUGAAAAAGUUGGUUGCAGAAGUGUUGAAGAAAAAAAGUCUUUGAAUAUUUUAUUAAAAGAUAAACCUUUUAAUAGAAUUAAAUUGAAACAAUUUUGUUUAAGUUUUAGUGUCCCUGCUGCACAGAGGUCGCUACUAUGGAAUAUAAUACUUGGUGUUUGGCCUGUUUAUCCCGAUUCCACAAAGUACGUUAUGGAGCAGCGGAUCGCAGUCUAUGUAGACAUAUUUCAAGCUGUGAACAUUAUGAGGUAUAUCAAUGAUAAAACACCUAAAGCUAGAGUUUUUUAUGUGAUGUGGCUUUUGGAAACAAGGAAAUUGCAUCCAGAUUUUAAUAUAUAUGAAGAAACUCAAUUUGUGGAUAUCGCAGAAACAUUGCUGCAAGUGUUUGAAAGCGAUGUAGAAAUUUAUUGGAUAACAAAGGAGUUUUUUCAAUUUACUAAUGAAAUAAGGAGUGAAUUUUCUAAGCUGAAAGAAUUAACUUUAAAUAUUUUGGAAAAGGAAGAUACUACAAUAUUUACUUAUUUAGAAAAGCAUAAUAUUUUAAAUAACUUGCCGUUGGAAAAAUGGUACACCGGCUGUUUUUCAGGAAUAAUUAGCGAAACAGCUUUGAUUAGAGUUUGGGAUAAAAUAUGUGGCGGAUCAAGGAAAAUUGUUGUUUUUGUACUGCUAGUAAUCUUAAAGACUUUAAAAAUUAAUUUGAUGAAAUGCACCAAUGCUCAGCAGAUAAGAGAAUUAAUUGAAAAAAAAAAAGAAGACCAAGAUGAUUUGAUAGUAAAUAAGGCAAUAGAAUUAUGGCAAAAUAAUAAAAGUCAUUCCGAAUUUAUGGUUCACUAAAAUUAAAUUACAAGUUGGUUUGUAAAAAAAAAGGAAACAAGUUAAUUAUUAACCUUUGGUAUAUAUUUUGGCAUGGAAACAAAUUUUUGUGUCAACCAGUCAACAAUUCUUACAGGGAAGAUCUUAAACAAAAAGUAAUAAAUUUUGUACCUAAAAAUAAUAUAUUAAAAAAAAAAGAAUAUACAUAUACACAUAUGUGUGCAUAUUGUGAUAUAUAUGCAUACAGAAGAUGUUAAAAAUGAGAAU